Leucoraja erinaceus (little skate) is the source of this 2526-nucleotide messenger RNA. RefSeq names its product GTP binding protein 4 (gene gtpbp4). The transcript is spliced from 17 exons. Lineage: Eukaryota; Metazoa; Chordata; Chondrichthyes; Rajiformes; Rajidae. Gene Ontology annotation, cellular component: nucleolus. The record is from RefSeq and is a predicted model, not a curated record. The coding region runs from base 103 to 2007 and encodes 634 amino acids. Gene Ontology annotation, biological process: ribosomal large subunit biogenesis. Gene Ontology annotation, molecular function: RNA binding; GTP binding; GTPase activity.
GAGUGUGGGAGGACCAGCGGAGUGUGGGAGGACCUUCCCGGCGGCCCCGGCGGGCGGGCGGGUUGCGGAGCGGACGCGUGGAGGGAGCGGAGCGGAGCGGAGAUGGCGUUGUACAACUUCAAGAAGAUCACGGUGGUGCCGAGUGCCAAGGAUUUCAUUGACCUGACAUUGUCAAAAACCCAACGCAAGACUCCAACUGUGAUUCACAAAAAUUAUCAAAUCAACAGAAUUCGUCACUUUUACAUGCGAAAGAUCAAGUUCACACAGCAAAAUUAUCAUGAUCGUCUUUCCGAGAUUCUGACUGAUUUUCCAAAACUUGACGAUGUACACCCUUUCUAUGCUGACUUGAUGAAUGUGUUGUAUGACAAAGAUCACUACAAGCUGGCACUGGGGCAGAUAAACAUCGCAAAGAACCUUAUUGACAAUGUCGCUAAGGACUAUUUACGUUUGAUGAAAUAUGGUGACUCACUGUAUCGUUGUAAACAGCUGAAGCGUGCGGCACUGGGUCGUAUGUGCACUAUCCUCAAACGACAGAAACAAAGUUUGGAGUAUUUAGAACAGGUGCGGCAGCAUCUUUCUCGCCUUCCAUCCAUUGAUCCUAACACAAGAACUCUGUUACUCUGCGGGUACCCGAAUGUAGGAAAAUCCAGUUUUAUCAAUAAGAUUACCCGAGCGGAUGUUGAUGUACAACCAUAUGCUUUCACCACAAAGUCAUUGUUUGUGGGGCACAUGGAUUACAAGUAUCUGCGUUGGCAGGUGGUUGAUACUCCAGGCAUUUUGGAUCAUCCGUUGGAGGAGCGGAAUACCAUAGAGAUGCAGGCAAUCACUGCCCUGGCUCAUCUCCGUGCUGCUGUACUGUAUGUGAUGGACGUGUCUGAACAGUGUGGCCAUACUGUCGAAGAGCAACUGGAUCUCUUCAAAAACAUCAGACCCCUCUUUGCCAACAAGCCCCUGAUUAUUAUUGCAAAUAAAUCUGAUGUGAAGAGGAUCGAUGAACUUUCUGAAGAAGAGAAGAAAGUCUUUGCAGAUUUGAUGGCAGAAGGGAUCACUGUCACAGAAACGAGUACUUUGACAGAAGAAGGUGUCAUUAAAGUUAAAACUGAGGCUUGUGAUAGACUGCUUGCUCACCGUGUUGAGUCGAAAAUGAAAGGUAGAAAGGUGAACGAUUUACUAAACAGGCUACAUCUGGCUGUCCCAUCAAAAAGGGAUCAGAAGGAGAGACCUGCCUGGAUACCCGAAGGAGCUACCACACGCAGAAAAAUGGAAGUGGAUGGGCCAAAACGUAAAUCGGAACGGGACUUGGAGCUGGAGAUGGGUGAUGAGUAUGUUCUGGAUCUCCAGAAAUACUGGGAUUUGAUGAAUGAGAGUGAGAAGCAAGAUCUUGUACCUGAAUUAUGGGAAGGUCAUAAUGUGGCUGAUUACAUCGACCCUGAAAUUAUGAAGAAACUUGAAAACUUGGAAAAAGAAGAAGAUUUGAAACAAUUGGCAGGAGAAUACGAUUCAGAUUCUGAGAGCGAUGAUGAAGAAAUGAGAGACAUUAGAAAGUUGGCUGCUCAGAUCCGAGAGAAGAAAAAGAUGCGAAUAUUAUUGUCCAGAGAAAAACAAACCAAAAAAGGUCCCAAAAUGCCCAGGACUGCUAAAAAGGUUGAACAAAAAACAUUGGAAAAGGAGAUGGGAUCGCUUGGUUUGGAUAUGACCAACAAUGAUGAAACACACUAUGCACAGCAAGCUCGACGAUCUAGAAGUAUCACCAGGAAGCGCAAGCGUGAGGAAUCUCAACCACCAACAUCUAAAACACGCAGCCGCAGCACUUCCCGUACUCCCCGUGAUCUUUCUGGUGUGCGUGAUGAAAAGAUGCUGAAUAAGGUUAGGAAGAUGAUGAAGAACUCCCAACAGGAUAUGAAUCGCAUGGGCAAGAAAGGAGAGGCUGAUCGACACGUCUUUGAUCUUAAACCCAAACAUCUUUUCGUUGGCAAGCGGAAAAUGGGCAAAACGGACCAUAGAUAAAGUAGCGUUGUGUACCAGAUUGCAGGCCUUUUACAUAUGGUCACAAUUAAUCCGAAUAGGGGCUUCUCAAAUUACGCAUGAUAACAUGGUGAAAUGUUACAUCAUUAGGGAAUCUUUGAAACCAAGAUUGUUCAACAGAGCUAACUGUGCCUUUUUUAAAUUUACAUUUAAAAAGAAUGUGAGUGUAAAAUUCAAAAGUUUGUAUUAAAUGAUGUAUGUUUCAUGAACUUGCAUAAGAAAUAUGUAUAAGAAACAUCAGGACAAACAGUUUUCAGUUUUGAAACUUAUAAUUAAGGAAUAACUGGCAGAACCCUGAAGUGUACCAAGUGAUAUAAAGUGAUUACUUUUGAUGGGAUUUUAAUUUACAGCAUACAAUAUGUUUUAUGUAAAUUGUAAACAUGACUAUAAACUCUGGCAUUGGUAAACAACAAAAUGUUGACUGACGAACCAAACGUUUGAAAUGGAUUUGUUUAUUAAUCAAAAAGUCGAGGUAUUAAAUAGUUUUGCCGAUUCCUCAGA